Molecule: messenger RNA, 3075 nt
Organism: Cladocopium goreaui
Lineage: Eukaryota; Dinophyceae; Suessiales; Symbiodiniaceae
Source: the annotation of a GenBank genome assembly
AUGCAGCAACUCACAAUGGGGUUGUAUGAACUUUCCAAGUUCCACCUCUAUGCAAAGGGGGGGGUCGAGGCACAGGGUUUGGUUGCAACAAUUGUGCCGCUUCCAGAGACUCAGAAGCAUGGUGACCGUAUCCUUCGUCACUGGAGGAGCCUGGACCAAGUCUGUGGUAAGAUGAGCCCAUGGGACCCAUCCAGGGUCCUCAGUGAAUACCUUCAGAACACUCGGCAAGAGGCAUCCAAGAUGUGGCCAGGGGUUUCGGUUGCAGAGGGAUCACCCACACCCGAGGGUGUCCAGGAUGACCCCAUUGAAAAUUGUUUGGAACAGGACCAGUCGUUUGUCGUGACCCUCCACUAUGGACCAGGAGCUGAUGUCGAGGUCAGGAUGCAACCAGGUGCCACGGUUGAACAGCUCAUGCAAGCUGAAGCAAAACUCCAGGGAGUUCCAGCCAUGGCCUUUGUCUUGACACAGAACAACGAGGUGUUGCCAGAAGAUCAGCCCCUUGUUGCCGACAUGCAGAUCGAUGUUGUUGGAGACAUCCCAACAGAAAGUCAGUUGCAGGACUUGGAAGAUGCGGCUCCCCUUCCAUGUCCAUGUCCAGAGCCAGGGAAUGAUGACAGCGAACAAGGGAACCACAACAAAGUUGUCAGUAUGCCAUGCCCCAGAGAUGAAGUUGACAAGCCAUAUUCGAUGCAGCACAUUCACACAUGUUGCCAGCAGUGCAUCGCUCGUGAAGAGCGAAUCAAGAUGAGUCAGUUACAAGCCACUGCAUGGGCAGAUGAUGAGGUUCAGUGGGGUCUCCAGACUGUUGCGGCGCAAGCCGCAGAUCAAGGUGCAGUUGUUUGGAAUCCGCUUUGGGUAUCCGCCAUGUUUCAUGCCAAAGAGUUUGCAGACUUGGGUUGUCAAGCACGCACACUGCCGCAGUUGGCCACAGUGAUCACCGCAAUUGCACGUGUUGUGCAGAAAAAGGUUCAGUUUCAGCAUUCAAGCUUUGCCGUCAGCAGACAUUGUGGCGCCAUGGCCAUUGCAUAUGCCAGGAUGCUGUUGUGCUGCGUUCCAAUGCCCAGUGACAGCGAUACCCUUGAUCAGUAUGGCAUGAAGAUGAAGAUGCAGUUUGAACAGGGCAUGGCAGAAAUGACACCCAAACCAUAUGUGUGGGCAUGGGGAGAAACAGAUCCUAUGCUAGAAUUGUCAGUGCUUCUCAAGGCUCAUGGAGUUCCGUCCGAAGAGGUAGAAGCUAGGGCAAAAAUGGCCAUUGAGCGCCUUGGAGUUCAGGCGGUCCGCAAGGCCAUUGGAAGCGUGAGGCCAUGGCAAGAAAUCAAGAGUUUAGCCAAUGCAGAAUCGCCCAUGGUUCAAUUGGUGUUGCCGUCGGAACUGCAGCAGGUCAUUGCCAAACGAAAACCGCAGGAAGUUGGCCACAAGAAACAUAAACAGAAAGGCGAGAACCAUGCAGCAAGGUCACCAACAAGCAUUGACCCAGCAUCGGUUGACAUGGCCCACUUCAAUGCCCGUAGCUCUGGGGUCAUCAUUGCCACCCAUGCAAUGGCAAAACCAUACCUUCAUGCAGGUCGGACGUUGUCGACAGGACCAUUGGCAAUUUUGGUGAUUGACCGAGCCCAGCCAGCCCCGCAAGAUCCACCAGGUGAAGGAAUGAGAAUCCCGUUGCUCUGUGCAGCUAACUCCGAGCCAAUGCUGGUGGAUGCUUGUGUAUACCAGAUGGGAGCAUCGAAGGCUACAAGAGCAGUUGAAGCCACGGCCAUGACCAUUCGAGCAGUUGAUUCCAGUGUAAUCAAAGUGAUGGUGUUCAGGGACCAGGUGGAAGGAGAUUGGAGCCAAGUGUGUCAGCACCCGUUGAAGCAUAUCUUCGAUAGGAUUCCAGUGUUGAGGGCAUGUCAAGAUCCACAAUGCACAGGUUGUGAAGAAUGGCACACAGCUCCUAAUGCUCCGCUGCAACAUCCAGUGCUUGAACUCUGGGGCCGACAAUGGAUGACGGUGAACUUCUCUGCUACUGCUCCAGCCCAAGCUGAGGUGUUUGCAGUGAAUAUCAGAAUCCCUUCCUGCCUCAAAAUUCAGAUUCAGACCUACUCAGGCCUCCAGGGCAUCUACAUUGAGCCCAAAGCUGUAGAUGGUCGCAAACCGUCCUUGGACUUUCAGGUGGUUUGGAUCCCGAGAGCAGAUUGGCAGCAGGCAAGAAUCCAGCAACAAACAUUGCCGAGUGUCAUUGGGUUGCCCAGGUUGGGCAUGAAAUAUGGAUUGCGGUGCAAGGCCCAUGAUGCAGCAGAGCUCUUCAAAAGAGUGCGCCCGGGACACGUGUUCUUGCCACCAGGACCCAAGAAAACAUAUUUGGUUGGACCCUUCCAGUAUGGAUCCCUCAAGGAAUCAGUGGCUGAAGCGCUUGCCAGUAUUGGCUGGACAGCACGCCCCACACAGCCAAUCGCAGCAGGUGCACAUGUCCAAGGCUUGAUGUUCCGAGUGCAAGCCACUGAAGCACCACCACGUAAGGUCAUUCACAUGCAGCAUGGGGAUGUGUUGAUCACAGCGGAAGAUGCCAAUACACCAGCAAUGCCAGCAGGGCCACAGGUGGUAGGUGUCCGUAGUACAGUUUCCCUGUGUGCAGCUGCCAAAGCAUCCGUCGACCCAUUGCAGAUCCAAGACCCGUGGGCCACCAAAAAGGUCACCACCCAGCAGUUUCAUCUGGGAGAUCCCAUCGCAGACCUUGAACAGAGAGUGACUGAGGCUGUUAUGUCGAAACUGCCUUCACAUGACAUGGAGAUUGAUGAUGAUCCAAGCCGCGACAGCCGAAUUGCCACCUUGGAAGCCCAGAUGCAGGAAAUGCAACAGCAACAGCAGUCAUUGUCACAGGUUGUCCAGGCACAACACGUUGAGCACACCCAGCAGAUCCACAAGUUGGGACAAGCCGUUGAAAGCAACACAGCACAGAUUACCAGUUUCCAAGAAGCAUUUCAGGAGCAGUUUCAGCAGCAGGUUGCACACCAGCAACAACAGUUAGAUGGCAUGCUGGGUCGGCAGAUGCAUCAGUUCGAGGCAAUGUUGGCUCGCCACGGGCAUCGUGAAUGA